Molecule: messenger RNA, 4927 nt
Organism: Cololabis saira (Pacific saury)
Lineage: Eukaryota; Metazoa; Chordata; Actinopteri; Beloniformes; Belonidae
Product: mitogen-activated protein kinase kinase kinase 12-like
Exons: 14
Coding region: 397-3243 (948 amino acids)
Biological process (GO): JNK cascade; protein autophosphorylation
Molecular function (GO): ATP binding; JUN kinase kinase kinase activity
Source: RefSeq, a predicted model, not a curated record
UCAUUAAGUCGUGUUUACUACACCAGACGUGGGUAUAAAAUCCCCGAGUGUGCGCAGAGCGCGUCUUCAGAGGGGAGUGGAAAAGGAGGAGGUGAAUCUAGGGAAACGCAGGAGGAGAAACGCACGAAUCACCGGAGCGCAGCCGUAUCUGUGGUUACCGCUGGAUUUAACGCACACAUCCAUCUACACAGAACCUCCUGGAUGCUGAAGAGGAGGGAGAGAAGAGUGGAUGCUGGGGACGAUCCUAGAGAAAAAAAGGAAGAAAUAUUGGUGUUGCAGUAGAAGUAAAAAUCCUAAUUCUAACCGGAGUGCGCGCUUGCCAUCUGCAGAGAUGGAGUCCAGCCAUCGGAUCUGAGGCUACCGUUUCUUCAAUCCGUCUGAAGACCACUGGCCCUCAUGGCUCUCAUCCAUGAACCUCGUGCCCCCUCUCCCUCCCUCUCCGGUUUCAACACUCCCAUCUCCGACCCGCCGUCCUUCCACCGCCUCGAUGCCGAAACGCCCUGCACCCCGGAGAUGGACCUGACCCCGACCCAGUGCGUCCUGCGGAACGUCCUCUCCAUCGACACCGGGGGCGCCGUCGAGCCGGGCGGCGGCGGCGGAGGAGGAGGAGGAGGAGGGGAGGGACAGACUGCCGGACACAACCAGACGCCCAGUGAGGAACAACAGGAGAACUUUGCCAACAGUGUACUGAAGCUCCACGAGCAUGAUGGGAGCCCAGGAAGGACAGAGGGAAAGGGGCCGGAGUUGGACGGCUCUGUGGUCCGGAGCCAGGCGGACGACGCCAGGUUACAGUGCCAGUCCACGGGAGGGGGAGGAGGGUUUCUGGAGGGUUUGUUUGGGUGCUUACGACCGGUGUGGACAAUGAUCGGCAAGGCCUACUCCACAGAGCACAAACACGCCCUGGAUGAGGAGUGGGAGGUCCCGUUUGAAGAGAUAUCAGACCUGCAGUGGGUGGGCAGCGGAGCCCAGGGCGCCGUCUUCCUCGGGAAGCUGCACGGACAGGAAGUGGCUGUGAAGAAAGUCCGAAACAUCAAGGAGACCGACAUCAAGCACCUGCGGAAGCUCAAACACCCUAACAUAAUCACUUUCAAAGGUAUCUGUACUCAAGCUCCUUGUUACUGCAUCAUCAUGGAGUACUGCGCUCAGGGACAGCUCUACGAGGUGCUGAGAGCGGGCAGGAAGAUCACUCCGUCCCUGCUCAUGGACUGGGCCAUGGGCAUCGCCGGGGGCAUGAACUAUCUUCACCUCCACAAGAUCAUCCACAGAGAUCUCAAGUCACCCAACAUGCUGAUCACCUACGACGAUGCAGUGAAGAUCUCCGAUUUUGGCACAUCCAAGGAGCUCAGUGACAAGAGCACCAAGAUGUCUUUUGCCGGGACUGUGGCCUGGAUGGCUCCCGAGGUGAUUCGCAACGAACCCGUCUCUGAGAAGGUGGAUAUCUGGUCAUUCGGCGUCGUGCUGUGGGAGAUGUUGACAGGGGAGGUGCCCUACAAGGACGUGGACUCCUCUGCCAUCAUCUGGGGAGUCGGCAACAACAGCCUCCAGCUGCCGGUACCUGAUAGCUGCCCCGACAGCUUCAAACUGCUGCUGAGGCAAUGCUGGAACUGCAAGCCAAGAAACAGGCCGUCAUUUCGACAGAUCCUGCUACAUCUGGACAUCGCCUCAGCAGAUAUACUCUCCACCCCACAGGAAACUUACUUUCAUGCUCAGGCGGAGUGGAGAGACGAGGUGAGACACCACUUUGAGAAGAUCAAGUCCGAGGGAACGUGUCUUCACAGGCUCGACGAGGAGCUGAUCAAACGCCGUCGGGAAGAACUCAGACAUGCGCUGGACAUCCGGGAGCAUUACGAACGGAAAUUGGAGAGAGCCAAUAAUCUGUACAUGGAGCUCAACGCCAUCAUGCUGCAGCUGGAGAUCAAAGAGAGAGAGCUGCUCAAGAGGGAGCAUUCUCUGGACAAGAAGUACCCCGGCUGCUUCAAACAUCACAGUUCCAGACAGUCGGCGUCCUCCAAUUCAAUGGAGAAGCUCCUGAAGAAACGCAACGUACCCCAGAAAUUGCCCUCACACAGCAAAAGGCCAGAUCUACUAAAGUCAGAGGUCAUCCUCCCCAAACUGGACUCGUCCAUGACCCAGGUUACCAUUCCCACCAAGGGCUCCACCUCCCCGGGCCGCUCGCGCCGAGGGAAACCCCGUUACAGGAAGGCCGGCAAAGGCAGCAGCGGCGACCUGGCUCAGCUCAAGGCCACGCUGUCGUCGUCUCUAGCGAUGAUCAACGCCACGUCCUCCGUUCCCAGCAGCAAGUACCGCCUGGACCCCAGCGCGGCUCUGCGAGGCCUGCAGCACGACCUGCUGCUCAAAAAGAUGUCCUCCUCCAGCCCCGAUCUCAUCUCAACCACCCUGGAGGCCGAGUGUCGGCGGAGGGGGCAGACGAGGACGGGGCUGGAUAGAACGGGCAGUCAGAGCGCCUCGGCCGGGCUGGAGGAGCCCGAGGGCAACGAUGGGCCGGUAGACGGGCGCAACGUUGGUGUGGGGACCGACGACCCCACGGAAACGCCUCCGCGCAGCGACACGCCCAGCGAAGACGCAGCAUCUAUUCCCUUCUCCAGCAGCCCCGACUCGCCGUGCGGCAGAGGCGCGGCUGCAGGGAGGACGUCUGCUCUCGGGAACGCUCGCGUCCCCUACGACGGAGACGAGAAGGAGGACGGGCCCGUGAUCACACGCUCACCCCGGAGUCAGCGCCUCACACCGGCAGCGCUGCUCUACAGGGCAGCGGUGACACGCAGUCAGAGACGCGGCCUGUCGUCAGAGGAAGAGGAGGGUGAGGUGGACAGUGAAGUGGAGCUGCCCCGGAGACGGCGGCAUGUGAGCAUCACCAAAUGCCAGUCCCUGUCAACCUUUAGCUCAGAGAACUUAUCAGUGUCUGACGGCGAGGAGGGAAACACCACCGACCACUCCCACAGCGGCACGCCCGACGUGGUCAGCACCAACACGGACGAGCGCCUGGACGACAAGAGCGACGACCUGCUCUCCCAGGGCUCCGAGAUUCCCGCCGACCCCUCUGACCCGACCCAGCUGGGCUCGGACGGGCUGUCUGAGAAGGAAGCUGCUCUGCAGCAAGUCAAGACGCAGCUCGCUUCAAAUGAACUUAAUUAUGAGGGCCUGUAUGACGACUCGGACUGCGACAGUGCUGAGCUGGACCAUUCGUGCGGCGCCGAGCCCAGCCAGGCGCCGUCCAACUGGUGAAAACAUGCCGGCUGCACCCACUCCAACACAUACCUCUAACACUCCUGGAGACGCCAGGGAACCACCAGUCAUCAGUCGCAGUCAACGGUGAAAGGAAAUGAACACUUAUCUCACAAAUAUGGCAUUAAUUAAAAAAAAAAAAAAGAAAAAAGAAAAGGAAAAUCCUAUUUCCUUUUGAGAUUUAACACAUCUUGGGGAUGUGAGACCUAACUGGAGCAACAGCCGCCUCCCGUGUUCUCUCCAUAGCAACGGGCCCAGGAUCAGCUCCGUACACCUCAGCAGCAGGAGCCUCAGUCCAGGAGGCCAAUAACUGUCUAUUAAUGUCUCCCGUCAGCUUCCACGUUGAUUUUCCAUUUUUAAUCUCCAUCAUGAAAUCUGUGUCAUCUUAUUUUACAUUGUCAUAAAAAAAAAAUUGAAAAAAAAAAUUCUUUCAGGGGUUUUGUACCAUUUUAGAGUUUGAAUUGUCACCAUUCCUGGCACAGCCACCGAUGUCAUUCCUCAACUGAUUUAUGAAUAAUUGUGUCAUAAUCCAUUUACUGUCAAAAACAAUAUGCACUGAUUUUUUUUUUUCCUUUCACGGUGAUUCCAAUGAAAAGAAAUGUUUACAUCUCAUUUGCAUUAUUUAUAUUCGUGUCAUAAUUUAUGUUUCCAUUUUCUACUUGUGUGUCUUAAUAAUAUUGUUGUAAAUAUGAAAUGUAAACGGAACAAAUUUUUUUAAAUGUGAGAUUGUAUAACUUCAGGUGCUGAUGUUUUCCAGUAGGUGGCACUGUUCUAUUUGAGCGUCAGAAAGGUUUAUGGUAGUAGAAUGUAACUGUAGCUGCUGUUCAUGUUUGAGCAUCGAAAACACUGCAAAAGAAAGGAAAGAAAGAAAAGCCAGUAGGUCUGCAACAUCUGCUGCAGACAGGCUUUUUCCUCCAUACUUAGUAUUGCAGCAUUUAAUGUAUUAAAACAAAAAUAAGUUUAAUUUAUUUUAUUUAAACAUGGAGAAGGGGGGGCAUGCUGAUUUAAUUUUACUGGUUAUUUCUGAACCAGUCAUUGUCACCUGUAUAGAAACAAAUGCAACAAGACUGCAGUUAACGAGGAAACGCAUCAUAGCUGAAAUGAUCCGUUUGUCUCUUUUUAGGUUUGCCAACAUGGGAGAAUUUGAUUCUUUAUUUUUUACUAUAGAAAUCACUGCGGUGGCUAUUGAACCGUUCACUUAUUGAGUCGAGAGCAAAUAUUCUGACAGGUCUGGAGAAAAACUUGACAGACUGAAUGAUGAGUGAAAUUAUGGUGCUGACUUAUUUGUGCCCCUCAAGAACCUUUUUAGUUUGCACUCGAGCUUACUGUACAACAGAACUUUACAUCCUGCUCCACUAAUCUUGACUGAUUUAGGUCUAUCAAUAAGCUAUAAAAUGCAGCUUUCAUUCUUCCUCUUAAGUCAGGUGUUAUUCUUUCAGGUUUACAUUUGUAUAGCAUUUGUAAGCAAUUUGUGCCCCAGAGUAAAAUGUUGCCAAAAAGGAAAAAAAACAAAACCACUCCCGUCUAGUGUUUCAAAGAGUACGUUUCUUAUGAAGCUGACUGUAACAACCGUUUUGGACUAAAAUGUUGGCUUUUUAUAAUACAUUACUGUAAUUGUACAAUAAAUAUAUUUAAGAAAUUAUUUAAAAUAAAAUCAAACAAUCCCAACUUGUGUUUUCCGUGU